AUGGGGUUCCAGGCGGGUGGUCUCAGCCCGAAGAAGGCGGAGGCGGGGACGAGGCCGGAGCUGGGGUGCGAAAGCGGAGGCGGGGACGAGGCCGGCGCGCUUAUCCUCGACCAACGUGGAGUCCCAGGUACGCGAUCUCGGCCCGAAGAAGGUGAAGGUGGGGACGAGGGCGGAGCACUUAUCCUCAACCGAUAUGUGCUCCUAGGUGCGUGCCCUACCGCAGCGUGCAUCAGUGCCAGGUGCUUGAAGCCAGAAGAAGGCGAGCUUCAAGAGGAGGCGACAACAAGCUCGAAGGACUUACUCUCAGAAUACGUUCUCGGCGCGUGGUCUCAACCUGAAGAAGACAGAGGCGGCGACAAGGCCGGAUCGCCUAUCCUCAACUGUCAUGGGUUCCCAGGUUCGUGGUCUGGAGAGAACAGAAGCCGAGACCAGGCCGGAGUGCCUAUCCUCAAUCAAUAUGGGGUCCCAGGUGCGCGGUCUCAACUUGAAGAGGAUGGAGGCGGGAACCAGGCCGGAGCACUUCUCCUCAACCAAUAUCGGGUCCGAGGUGCGUGGUCUCAACUCGAACAG
Molecule: messenger RNA, 570 nt
Organism: Symbiodinium sp. CCMP2592
Lineage: Eukaryota; Dinophyceae; Suessiales; Symbiodiniaceae
Source: the annotation of a GenBank genome assembly